Messenger RNA from Zophobas morio, 1824 nucleotides. RefSeq names its product sialin-like. The coding region runs from base 91 to 1563 and encodes 490 amino acids. Gene Ontology annotation, biological process: transmembrane transport; monoatomic anion transport. Gene Ontology annotation, cellular component: membrane. Gene Ontology annotation, molecular function: transmembrane transporter activity. The record is from RefSeq and is a predicted model, not a curated record. The transcript is spliced from 6 exons. NCBI's taxonomy places the organism in Eukaryota, Metazoa, Arthropoda, Insecta, Coleoptera, Tenebrionidae.
CACAAGCUGAUCAGUGUAGUUCUCACUUUAGUUAUUUUAUCAAGUUUUACAAAUAGGUAGUGUGUCUGAAAUAUACAUAAACAAAUUACAAUGAGCGUGAUUAACGAAAAACAACCACCACAAUUAUCAGACAAAAUAGUUACAGAAAAUUACCCCAUGUGGAAGUUCUGGAAAAGACGUCGCUACAUUGUUGCCAUUUUUGCAUUUUUCGGUUUCUUCAACGUGUACGCCCUCAGAGCCAAUCUAAGCAUCGCUAUUGUGGCAAUGGUUGAAAAUAAAACUACAACCUUAGAAAAUGGCACCAUAGUUUAUGGACCCGAAUUUGACUGGGACUCCACCACCCAAGGCCUGGUUUUAAGCUCCUUCUUCUAUGGAUACAUCACCACCCAAUUUUUUGGCGGCUGGAUCUCUGCCAAAAUUGGAGGCAAACGUGUCUACGGAAUAGGAAUAGCUGUCACAGCAUUUUUAACUCUAUUAACACCCUGGUUAACCACAGUCAGCGUUUAUCUCUUACUCGCUAUAAGGAUAAUCGAAGGAAUAUUCGAAGGAGUAACAUAUCCUUGCAUGCAUUCAAUUUGGGCUCGAUGGGCACCUCCUCUGGAAAGGGCAAGGUUGGUGACUAUAUCGUUCUCCGGAAGCUACAUAGGCACAGUCAUAUCAAUGCCAGCAAGUGCUUACUUAGCGACAGAACUGGGAUGGCCGAGUGUCUUCUACGUUUUCGGUGCUAUAGCUCUAGUAUGGUAUGUAUUUUGGUGCUUUUUCGUAUCUGAGUCACCAAUAGACGAUCCACGAAUUUCCCAAGACGAGCUAGAAUACAUCAAGCACUCAUUGGGAAAUGUUGAAGCCAAACGCGAUAUAAAGCAUCCUUGGAAACAAAUUUUGACUUCAAUUCCAGUGUGGGCUAUCAUUGUGUCGCACUUUGUGGACAACUGGGGGUUUUAUACUCUUUUGACACAGCUUCCCACUUUCAUGAAAGAUAUGUUUGACUAUGAUUUGGGUAAAACGGGUUUUCUGUCUGGUCUACCCUAUCUGGCUAUGGCCAUAAUGAUGCAGUUUUCCGGACAUUUAGCUGACUGGCUUCGUGAGAAGAAAGUUUUCACUACAACACAAGUCAGAAAAAUUUUUACUUGCACGUCUUUCAUAUUGCAUGCGAUUUUUAUGGUGGCAGCUGUUUAUUUGACGACAGCUGCAGGAACUGUUGUCUGCUUGGUUUUGGCUGUUGGUUUGGGAGUUUGUACUUGGUCAGGAUUUGGGGUUAAUUAUUUAGACGUCGCUCCACAGCAUGCCAGUGUUCUUAUGGGUAUUAGUAACACUUUUGCUACUUUGGCAGGAAUCUUAACGCCUUUGGUUACUGGUUUUAUUGUCACGACUUCUAGUCCUCAUGAAUGGCAAAUUGUUUUUUGCAUAGCUGGAGGUAUAUUUGUGUUCGGGAGUAUUGUAUAUGGGAUAUUUGCCUCAGGUGAUAUACAGCCUUGGGCUGUUGAGACAGAAGCAACGACCGAAAAAGAAAAUAUCGGAUACGAAAAUAAAUCUUACGAAGAAGAUGUAGAAAGUACAAACUAGAAGAACAAUUACAUAGGUGUAUUAAUUAUAGUGAAAGUUGUAAAAUCUCUAUACUAGCAGUAUCAACAAAAGACACUUCUUUUAAGUUAUACGAUUCAUAACUAGUUUUGUUGAAACCCGAAAUUUAUUUCUACGUAAAAUACAUGGAGUAGUUUGGACAUGUCACAUACUUGGAUAACAGAAAUUUGUUUCUCAGCAACUUCAAAACCUGAAUUAUUAUUUGUGUUCAGAUGUUCGUUUUUAAUAAAAAAAUAAAAUAAA